UACAUCACGUUGCUGCUAGCACGAGCGAGCACAUGUUAAAGGCUUCAUUAAAGGCUUCAUCCUGCAACACCAACCUGGGGUUUAAGCUCAGUCGGGUUCAAUACAAGGCAAGGACUAUAUCGAAGCAAUUAUAUUUUUACCUGAGCAUGAACGCAGCAUGACACAACAACAAAGAUGGCGUGCUGUGGGAUGUGUGUGUGCUGCCACUGCUGCUGCAGAGAUGGAGAAACACGAACACCAGAAGAGCUGGCAAUCCUUGGGGAAAUCCAUGAUGAAGACGAUGAGAUUCUUCCUCGUAAAGACUAUGAGAGCUUGGAUUAUGACCGCUGCAUUAAUGAGCCCUAUGUGGAGGUUCUGGAGGGGACGGACAAUAAGAAAGCCAAAAAGUAUGAAGCUGUACGGUGGAUAAUGGUGUUCGCUAUUGGUGUCACCGUGGGUCUGGUUGGCCUAUUUGUGGAUUUCUUUGUGCGCCUCUUCAGCAAAAUCAAGUUUAGUGUGGUUGGUGAUUCUGUAGAGGAGUGUGCUGAAAAAGGCUGUCUCCCUCUGUCUUUGUUGGAGCUCCUGGCAUUCAACAUGUUCUUUGUCUUCAUUGCCAGUGUGCUUGUCCUCAUUGAGCCAGUCGCUGCCGGUUCAGGGAUCCCGGAAAUUAAAAGUUACUUGAAUGGCGUGAAAAUCCCAGGAAUUGUCCGACUGCGAACUUUUCUAUGCAAAGCUACUGGAGUUCUGUUCACUGUGGCUGGAGGUAUGUUUGUGGGGAAAGAAGGUCCGAUGAUUCACAGUGGAGCCAUUGUGGGAGCCGGCCUUCCUCAGUUUCAGAGCAUCUCCUUCAAAAAGAUCAAAUUUGAUUUUCCCCAUUUCCGCAGUGACAGGGACAAGCGGGACUUUGUGUCAGCGGGGGCUGCAGCUGGAGUUGCCGCUGCCUUUGGUGCCCCUAUAGGUGGCACCCUGUUCAGUCUGGAGGAGGGCUCUUCUUUUUGGAACCAGGGACUCACUUGGAAAGUGCUCUUCUGCUCCAUGUCCGCCACGUUCACCCUCAACUUCUUCCGUUCAGGGAUCAUGUUCAACAUGUGGGGCUCCUUCCAGCAGCCGGGUCUGCUCAACUUUGGAGAGUUCAAGUGUCCAGAUGGAGACAAGAAAUGCCACCUGUGGACAGCUGUGGACCUGGGCUUCUUUGUCCUGAUGGGGGUGGUGGGCGGUUUGCUGGGCGCGCUCUUCAACUGCCUGAACAAGUGUCUGGCGAAAUAUCGCAUCAGACACAUCCAUCCCAAGGCCAAAUUUAUCAGAGUUUUAGAGAGUUUGCUGGUUAUCAUGGUGACAACAGUGGUGAUAUUCGCAGCCUCCAUGCUGCUGGGCGAAUGUCGUGACCUGGCGUUCCCCACACCUCAUAACACCACACAGUCCGGUGGCGAGGACAUCAACUCGACCAUCCGCCAGUUCUUCUGUAAAAACAACACCUAUAAUGACAUGGCCACGCUGUUCUUCAACCCACAGGAGGUUGCCAUCCGCCAGCUCCUCCACCAGGACGGUACCUUCAGCCCUGCGACUCUAUCCAUAUUUUUUCUGCUGUACUUCCUGUUGGCCUGUUGGACCUACGGUGUGUCUGUACCUAGUGGUCUCUUUGUCCCAGCAUUGCUCUGUGGGGCAGCAUUUGGACGCCUGGUCGCCAACCUCCUCAAUGUGAAUCUAGGAAUGGACAUCUACUCGGGGACCUACGCUCUCAUCGGCGCUGCUGCCUUUCUUGGAGGUGUGGUCAGAAUGACCAUCAGUCUCACUGUCAUCCUCAUUGAAUCCACCAAUGAAAUCACAUAUGGACUACCCAUCAUGAUCACUCUAAUGGUCGCUAAGUGGACAGGAGAUUUCUUUAACAAGGGCAUCUAUGACAUCCACAUUGAGCUCAGAGGAGUGCCGCUACUAGAGUGGGAGACUGAGGUUGAGAUGGACAAGCUAACAGCUAGUGAUAUCAUGGAGCCAAAUUUGACCUACGUGUACCCCCAUACCCGGGUCCAGUCCCUCGUCAGUAUCCUGCGCACAACCGUCUACCACGCCUUUCCUGUGGUCACUGAAAACCGGCAGAAUGAGCGAGACUUCAUGAAGGGCAACAUCCUGGUCAGCAACAACAUCCGCUUCAAGAAAUCCAGUGUGAUGUCUCGCGCGGGGGAGCAGCGGCGGCGCUGCCAGUCGAUGAAGUCAUACCCGUCCAGCGAGCUGAGAAAUGUCUGUGACGAACAGAACGCUGUGGUAGCGCCAGCAGAGGAGGGAGAGGAUCUGCUGCAGCAAAUGUUGGAGAGGAGACACGCUCCCUACCCCAACCUGUACCCAGAUCAGUCUCCAAGUGAGGAGUGGACCAUGGAGGAGCGUUUCAGGCCUCUCACCUUUCAUGGCCUCAUUCUGCGCUCCCAGCUGGUCAACCUGCUCAUCAGCGGAGUCUGCUACGCUGAGAGUCAGUCAAGUGCCACUCAGCCCAGGUUGUCCUAUGCAGAGAUGACUGAAGAUUACCCACGUUACCCCGACAUCCACGAUGUGGACCUCACUUUGCUCAACCCCCACAUGAUAGUGGAUGUCACCCCCUAUAUGAACCCAAGUCCCUACAUAGUGUCACCCAACACCCGCGUUUCCCAGGUGUUCAACUUGUUCAGGACCAUGGGUCUGCGACACUUGCCGGUGGUCAAUGCUGUUGGAGAAAUCGUUGGAAUAAUUACGAGACAUAAUUUAACCCACGAGUUCCUUGAGGCCAAACUGCGACAGCACAACAUCACUUUUUGAUCCGAUUUUUCUGGCCCUUGUCUCUCGCAUUCCUAUCUGCAUGUAGACAAUAGGGAACACAAUUUUUCCACUCAGUGAAACCAUUGUUUUCUACCAACAGACUCAUAUAUUUACCAGGUUAGAGGAGUCGUUGGCCUUCGUCCAACCUACUUUCCGGUCUUCUGUUUUCAGUAAUGGGAGUGGACACACAAACCAAGGGUCUGGUGGAACCAUAUUUGUUUAUUUGUCUGAGAAUUUGCCCAAAAUGAUUCAGAUUUUAUCCAUAUUUAUUUACACCAGAGGACCUGAAAGCGUUAUUUUUAAAUAUUGGAAAUAGCUGCAGUUAUUUUGUUGACUUAGUGUCAUUAUUUCAUUAAAAUUGAAAUAAAAAUUAUUAGAUUUUUUCCAAUAUGCACUACUUUAGUGGCACUAGUCGUUACACGUUUACUGUAUCAGACCAAAAGCUAUCAUGUCCAGCAGAAGCACACUCUGGUUUGUGGAUUAUGUUUUUAUUAAUCUUUUUUUUUUUCUUUCACAUCAUAUCCAUUAAACUGUCCUUCUUCCUUCCAUAGGGAGGGAACCACUAUAAUAGAUGGAUAAAGCUAUAAAGAUACAAAGCAACUGUACCUCAUGGGAUGUUGGUUUCCAGGUGAAAAUGAAGGCAAUGGGACCCGUUUAUUUCUUUAGAUUUUUAGUGGUUUAAAACUACCAAAAUGAGAUUCAUAACUUUUUUUGUUGAUAUUUUAUCAUUGUUGUCACUGCUGCACUUUUUAUUUUUGACUACCGUCUGUAUGUUUUAAUUUUUCGUUGGAGUGUCUGGAAUAAUGUGCACUAAAAAAGGGGCCGACAAUUACUCACGGCCUGCGACUAAACUACGCACACAGUUGCUUCUGGGACAGUUUAGGGUCUUGUUUUCAACAGUCUGUAAGUACAUUACAGUGGAGUUGCAUUCAUGGCACGCGGUAACGUUUGCUCGGUCAUUUCCUCGUCGGUUCAGUGUCGGAAUAUGCUAGGGCUAAAAGGAUUGUUAGUCUCACAUUAUCUAUUUUUGUUACGUCAUAGAGGAUUUAAAUGCUCAAACGAUCCAGUUUAAAUAACACUGUGUCAUGUUAGUCUUCUGAUAUCUGUCUGGUUAUUUGUUUUAAUAUAUUAUUUCAUCGUCAUUCCUAAAAGUGACUUAAAUGUGACUAAAAGGGAGUGUGGUUGUACUUUUAUUCCAGGGUAUGACCAUGACGGCACAUAAUAUGUACAUCAGGCACCCCGAUUUGUUAAUUUUCUCUGCUUUAUAUUUUAUUCCAGAGGUUAUUUUUCUAUGAUUUUAUUUGAAUGAUUUGCUGCCUGUGUUGUUUGAUGAUUCAGUUUUAAUGCAGUU
This is a messenger RNA of Solea solea (common sole), 4114 nucleotides long. It is a transcript of the gene clcn6, whose product is annotated as chloride channel 6. Lineage: Eukaryota; Metazoa; Chordata; Actinopteri; Pleuronectiformes; Soleidae. Gene Ontology annotation, biological process: chloride transport; transmembrane transport. The transcript is spliced from 24 exons. The coding region runs from base 175 to 2763 and encodes 862 amino acids. Gene Ontology annotation, molecular function: voltage-gated chloride channel activity. The record is from RefSeq and is a predicted model, not a curated record. Gene Ontology annotation, cellular component: lysosomal membrane; intracellular membrane-bounded organelle.